Jatropha curcas is the source of this 997-nucleotide messenger RNA. Its product is annotated as Peptidase S24/S26A/S26B/S26C family protein. Gene Ontology annotation, cellular component: mitochondrial inner membrane peptidase complex; membrane. NCBI's taxonomy places the organism in Eukaryota, Viridiplantae, Streptophyta, Magnoliopsida, Malpighiales, Euphorbiaceae. Gene Ontology annotation, molecular function: serine-type endopeptidase activity. The record is from RefSeq and is a predicted model, not a curated record.
GCCUUCUGCUUUUAUUGUUAAGCAAUUUUGUAUUGUUUGUCUCAUUCGGACGUUCUCGCAGCCGUCAUCGAUCUGACAUCAAGUGUUUCUGUUUCUUUCUUUACUUGGUCCUUCAACGUUCGCGCGCCAUCCUUGCAAGCUGUAGAAGAAUGCAAAAUAUAUAGUAAAGAAGAAAGUUACAGUAGCCAGUAGAAGAAGAGAAGCAACAACAAGCUCCCAUAUGGUUGCAAUUUUCCACUUGACAUGCAUCUAGUUGCAGAAUGGGAUCUCAGAAUAUUUUGUGGCGUUUGGCAAAGAAUUGCUUCACGGUUGGAAUCAUAGGGCUCACUGUUGCAGAUCGAUAUGCCAGCAUUGUUCCGGUGCGAGGAAACUCUAUGUCCCCCACAUUGAAUCCCGGGACCAGCACCUUUUGGGGAUCAUUAACUGAUGACCGUGUUCUAGUAGAGAAAUUUUGUCUUCGGAAAUACGAGUUUUCACAUGGUGAUGUCGUAGUUUUCCGCUCCCCAAAUAAUCACAAGGAGAAACUCGUAAAGAGAAUUAUUGGCUUACCAGGUGAAUGGAUUGGAACUAUUCAUUCAAAUGAUGUUGUCAAGAUUCCAGAGGGACAUUGUUGGGUUGAGGGAGAUAAUUGGCAUUGCAGCGCGGAUUCAAAAUCUUUUGGCCCGAUUCCUUUGGGGUUAAUUAAUGGAAGGGUUACCCAUAUUGUAUGGCCUCCUCAAAGAAUAAACAAAGUUCAGACAAGAAUGCCUCAGGAAAGGCUUUCUUCCUUCUAAUCAAAAUUCAAAAAACAGUGAGUCCUUUUUUACUGGGACACGGGGAUACUAACUUCCCUCUAAAUUUAUAUUUUUUGCAUUGUUUUGUUGUUUUCAGUUGGUAGUGCUCUUAAAAUAAUUUUUGAGAUGUAUUAUUAUUGUUGUCACUGUUGCUCUUACUGUUAUCGAUUUGGCCAACUCAAAUGGAUCAAAUUAUUUAUAAAAAGGGAUAGUUUGGUUUACAC